UCAGACAGUUCAUUUCUUACAAAACUCAGAUUGUAAGAACCAGAGUGCCCAAGCCAUUCAAAAGUUUCUGGAGGCGAUGAAGGCUUUCAAGCUGACCAAAACUGAGAAACUUAUGAUGGUGAAUACUCCUCCCCGCACUGAACUGGAGAUCCAGCUGAUUGUACAAGAGAGUGAGGAGAGAUUAUCCGAAGAAGACGUAAGGAAAAUAAUCAGCUUGUCCAAUGAGUUCCUGCCACUGAGUGAGAACAUAUGACAAACGGACGAGGCUGAUGAGCCGGAAGAAAUAAAUACAUAAAUUGUAUUAAUUAGCAUAAAGUCGGAUGCUUUUAUACCACUGAUAUAAACUAAACCAGAUAUACAUUUUAACCGUAAGGCCUUUGCCAUUAGCGGCAAUGCCGCCAAGCACAUUAAAUAACAAUAUAUUUUUUCUUUUCAAGUUGGUUAUCAAGCAUUAGAUUCGACUAUUUGAUAUUGACCAUUUGACCCUAUAACGUCAUAGUGAUAACAUUUGCUUA
Ostrinia furnacalis (Asian corn borer) is the source of this 515-nucleotide messenger RNA. RefSeq names its product DNA-directed RNA polymerase III subunit RPC9-like. The transcript has 2 exons. Gene Ontology annotation, biological process: transcription initiation at RNA polymerase III promoter. Gene Ontology annotation, cellular component: RNA polymerase III complex. The coding region runs from base 77 to 253 and encodes 58 amino acids. The record is from RefSeq and is a predicted model, not a curated record. NCBI's taxonomy places the organism in Eukaryota, Metazoa, Arthropoda, Insecta, Lepidoptera, Crambidae. Gene Ontology annotation, molecular function: nucleotide binding.